Molecule: messenger RNA, 732 nt
Organism: Prunus armeniaca (apricot)
Lineage: Eukaryota; Viridiplantae; Streptophyta; Magnoliopsida; Rosales; Rosaceae
Source: the annotation of a GenBank genome assembly
AUGACGAAGAUCUUCAAGUCGCACGGGUUAUGGAAACAGGUUGAAAAGGGGAUUUCGAUCUCAUACUCAAAGAAGAAGGUUGAAGAAGGCUCAGAAGAGGAAGUUGAUGAGAAAACAACAGCUGUCUAUAUGCAAGAUGCUAAGGCCCUGGGCAUUAUUCAGACUGCGGUUUCAGAUCAGAUUUUCCCACGAAUAGCUAAUGCUGAAACAUCAAAAAUGGCUUGGGAUUUGUUGUAUGGAGAGUACCAUGGUGGUGAUCAAGUAAGGUCUGUAAAAUUACAAAAUCUGAGGCGUGAAUUUGAGUAUGCUAGGAUGAGAGAUGAUGAAACCUUAUCUGGCUAUUUGACUAGGCUAAAUGAUUUGAUAAACCAAAUGAAAACAUUUGGUGAGAUUCUGACUAAUGAGAGACUUGUUCAGAAAGUGUUGAUUAGCCUUAGCAAGCCAUAUGACCCUAUUUGUCUGGUUAUUGAAAAUACCAAAAGUUUGGAGACUGUGGAAUUGCAAGAAGUUGUAGCUAUUUUGAAAAGUCAAGAACAAAGGUUUGAUCUACAUAAUGUGGAUACCACUAAAAGGGCAUUCGCCUCUCUUUCUGUGAAUUCAAAUGGGCAACAAAGCAAGAAUCAUUCUAAGUCUCAAAAGAAUUGGAAUCCUAAGGGAAAACCAUGGGAAUUGAAAGGAAAGCCUCAGCAGAACAAUUAUGCACCAAAUCACAGUUUUGGUUCACCACAAUAG